AUGGCGAGCUUGUCAACGCUGACCUUGACGCCUGAUCCCAGCUUCAACUGGUUCUUUCUCCUCGAGCUUAUUGUCUCGUGUAUUCUUGUCCUCUUCUUCCUGCUAUACUUCAAUCGUCUCUUCGCCGCUCUCUUGUCCUAUGCGAUACGGGCCUACACUUGGCAUUAUUACCGCGUCUAUGUCGACAUCAAUGCGCUGCAGAUAUCCCUUCUCGGAGGGCGGAUCUUCUUCAAGGGCAUUCGGUACCACGGAGUAAAUGAGACAAUAUUUGUACAUGGGGGAUUUAUAACAUGGCGUUAUUGGAAGCGCACGGUGAGAAAGACAGACUUGUCUCACCUCAAGGCAAGCAAUGGCCUUUCGCAAGAUGGCGCUCACCAUUCGACCGAUGGUAAUGGAGAAGCUAAGAGCAAUGGAGGUGACGAGCAAGGAGGACUCAAAAGGACAGAUGCACUUCCAUGUCGCAUAACGGCAAAGUUCUAUGGCUUGGAAUGGUUUGUUUACAACAGGACACCCGCCUAUGACAGCAUCCUUGCCGGCUUUACCGGUCCCGAGACUGCGACUACGUUUACCCGGCCGCAAUACCCGGGCAGUAACGAGCUGGACCCUGAGCUCAAAGAGGGAUCGCGACGGACAUCGAGCGAAAGCAGACAGACCUCCGACCAUGCAUCUGCAGUGGGCAAUGACGCAGCCCGAAGGGGUACCGAUGGCACAUCAAUCCGCUCGCUUGAUCCCACUGGGGCUGGGCAAGAAGUAGGGGAAAGCCUGUCAAGACUACUCAAACUUCUGCCAUUGAAGCUGGAAUGUGAUAAAGGGGCUAUCGUUAUCGGCAAUGAGCACACGGUCUCGGUGCUGACCACCACAUUCGAUAGCGCGACGGGGCUAAUUGAGGCCUGUGAUGCGGGUCCUCUUGACCUUUACCGUCAGGUGUUCUCGUUUCACCUCAACCAUCCUAUCAUGCAGAUGCGGCCUAAUCCGGACUACAAGCAGAACCAACUCGGUGCGGCCAUGGUCCUAGGCUCCAGAAAGGAAGAACAACCAGGGACCAAGCGGAAAAGGGACACGAUCUUCAAUUAUCAGUUUCAGAAACGUCGAGUAUGGCAUAGUGUUCGCGACCUUAUCCCAUAUUUCCAGACCUCGGUCGAGUCAUUCCAUGUAUCAGAGAAGAAUUCGGAUCCUCUCUCUAGGCCGCAGGCCCGUCAGGAUACUCAAUGGAUUGGUCUUUCUCGUUAUCUGGAUGAGACGAGCCACGAUGACCAUGGAGAGUGGAAUGCUAUUGAAUAUGGUAGAUUUUCCACUAUCUUGGACAGCCCCGGCGUGGAUAUAACAUAUUUCUGGGACAUUCCAGGAUGUGUACGACCGUCGCAGCCUCCCCACGACCCUUCAAAACAAGAAAAACCGUCGGAUAUCAACGGCGCACCGCCUCCUGAAUGGGGUAUUGAUGUGACAAUUGAAGGCGGCACUGUUAACUACGGUCCCUGGGCGGAUCGGGAGCGUGUCGGCUUACAGAAUGUGUUCUUCCCUAAUGCCUACAGAAGCUCUCAACCCGCAGAGCCUUUGGCACCUGGAGACUUGAGAAAGAAUUCAGUUUUUCGGCUACGGGUGGACAUAAGUGAAGAGUUGACGUUACGCAUCCCUAUACGGGAACCUUCCAAAGACUGGCAGUGGAAAGGCAGGGCGAACGCAAUACGCGGGGCCUCUAGAGUGAAGAAACAACAAGGACAGCAGCGCAGACAGUCACGGACUGGCGAUGGCGACAAGAGCCAUAUUGGCCCGGACAUUCGUCCCUUUGGCUGGUUGUCUCUUCGCGUAGCAGGCGAUUCCUCCAUAAGCUACUCCAUGGAUAUGGUUGCCUCUGCCUCUGGGUUUGGCAGCCAGUUGGAUAUAGAUCUACGGGAAUCAAGGAUGUCAUCCAGCGUCAACCAUGCGCUCCUAUGGCAGUGUCCUCGACAGAUCAUCAACUGUGAUCUUUCUGUGCCUCUCUCGUGGAAUAGUCUCCGGACGUGGAUCUUCGAUAUUGAGAGUCACGAUAUGGAGCUGUUCUUGCUACGCGAUCAUAUCUUCCUUUUAACAGACCUUGUUAGCGACUGGGCAUCUGGUCCCGCACCGGAUUAUUACACUUUUGUCCCAUUCCACUACAAGCUAAAUCUCUCGUUCCUGGAUUUGAGCUUGUUUGUAAAUGUGAAUGACCAAAAUAUCAUCAGCAACCCCUCCGACCUGGACGACAAUCGCUUGUUGGUGAUAAAGGGCAAGAAGUUGACUUCGGAUGUUCUGAUUCCCUUGGACAAGUAUAGAACGGAGCAAAACGCUGUUAGCUUUAAUGUCAGUCUCCGGGAUGGAACCAUUGACUUCCUAAGCCCAUUAUGGGAUACGCUGCACACUUUCUUGCAAGACAAGUCAACAGCAACCCUGGCUGCCUUGAACAUCGAUGGAAGCUACGACUAUUAUCUUUCGACCUCUCCGGACUUAACAGACACGCUGUUUCUCAACAUACAUGGGCAAUCGCCGAAGCUCUAUUUGUUUGGCUUCUUGAUCAGGUCGUUUAUGACGAUUAAGGAAAAUUACUUCGGCGAGGACAUGCAUUUCAAGACACUAGAGGAAUUCCAAGAGAUCGCCUACAGCCACGAGCCUCCAGAUUCUCACAAUGGUAUAAAUCCGAAUCGGACAUCCAAUGAUCUUGACGUGAUCGUUCACGUCACUGUCGAUAGUCCUUAUGCGCUGCUGCCAGAGAACAUAUAUGACAAGCUCAAUUGCCUAAGGCUCACAGCACCUUCUUUGGAAGCUGAUUUACGUUUCACUAACUACUACAUGGACCUGCACUUCUCAAUUGCGCCUCUGAAGGUGGGCUUGGAAAAGCAGCUGUCAGGGGAUGCUCCUACUGUGUCUGACACCCAACUUUUUAUCGAUGGCGUGUCGAUUCAUGGUCACCGUUUGUUUGGGUUGCCUCCCGCGGAGCCCACGUAUGUCUGCAACUGGGACUUCGAUGUUGGCCGAAUAAUUGGCGAAUGUUCUACAGAGUUCCUUUCAUGCUUAGGUGCUGGUUUGAAAAGCUUUGACUUCUCCUUUGACAACGAAGAAAAUGCCCUUCCUCCCUUGGUGCCACUUGCGCUUCAUGAUGUUACCUUUCUUCGGGCAAAACUUGACAUCAUCCACAUAUCAGUCUUGCUUGACAAGGCUGCUAUCGUCCUCAGCACUGGGCCCGUUACAACGAAGUUCAACGACUGGGCAAAUGCCAGGUUCUCUAAGCGGAUGAGCCUUCUCGUUCCUGAGAUCUCCGUCGCUGCGAUUGACUACAAAUUUGUUGGUCGCUUUGGGAGCCUUCUAGAAACUGAAGUCAGUCCUCUCGCGCUGUUCCGCACGACAAUAGAUUUGCGGAUGGUCCAGCGGCGGAGCGACAUUGUCGAAAAGCGAAGACUUCAACAAGAGCACAUCAAGGUGCAUGAUCAAAGGACGCAAAGAACACCGUGGCUCCUCUUUGACUGGGAGGAAGUCGAGCCGCAAGCCAUGCAGGUGAAGAGUGACAAACUGGCUCUCCCGACCAUCGCCAUACCUACUAUGCCCGAGCCCAUUGUGCGCCAUGCGGGCAUCAUGGGUUAUCCGUCCUCAUCAUCGACAAGUUCCUUAACCGAAAGCAGCCAAAGCUCCAAGAGCUUUCUAGUAUCUUCAGAUAGCUCAAGUGUGAGAGGUGGCCGCAAAAGGGACAUCAGCACCGUUGGCCGUACAAAAAGCACGGAAGAGGAAACUGCAAGUCAUCUCCAUAUAGCUGAGGAGAAUCAGCACAAUUCACCUAUGGAACGCAAACACCAAUCGAGGGAACCGCAAAAUAGCGUACCUGAUGCUUCUAACCCGUGGAUCAUGCCAAAUUUCACCUUGCAUAAAAUCAGCCUGGAUACAGCACACCUGCCUUCGUGUCCAACCCUGACUCGUGGCCUCCCUCCGGAUAGUGCGCAACUUACGAGAUUCGACCCUCAAUUUUCUCCUUUCGACGAUGACAUGACAACAUACACGAACUUGGCACUUGAACUACCUUCUGGAGUCCGAGGGUUCUGUACCCCAGAGUUUCUCUUCACUAUGUCUGCGUUCAUCGAGAAACUACAACCAAAACACCCGGUCCAGAUUAUUGAUUCAUUGCAGAAGGAUGUCAUUUCAGACAUUGUGGGCUAUGAGAAAUCCUUGAAACAGCGGAAUAAAGCAACAAGCAUUGCUAUUCGAGCGCCCUUCAUCUCGGCUCGACUAGUUAACUCCACCGAGCCUGCUAUGAAUCAUGAACCUGGGUUCUGUGAUGAGUACAGUGUUGAGGUCACUCAUUUAAGAGCUGGAAUGAGAACAAGGAUCGAACGCCAGAAAGGUGAUCUGAUUUCUGGAAUCCGGAAGACCUCCACUGUUCACGCAGCCGCUGAAAGCUUCUCGGUGUCUGUGGAGGGAACAGGAACAGAGGCAUACCAUGAGAAAGCCGAAUUCAGUUGUCUAUUCGGCGACUUGAACUUUUGGCUUGUGGCAAGCCAUGCAGUGCGGUCAAACUUCCAAGCCCGAGCUGUCGAUACUGUUACGUUCACAAAAUCUGUGGAGCAUCUUGCUUCCCUAGUGCGUCGCACAACGACCAUGCUUGACUCUGUUACAUCAUCUUUCCAACAUAGCUCAUCUCUCGACCACAAGAGGUUGCGUUUCCUGAUAUACUCUCUGACCAAGCCUGCUCCUAACAUCGCGGACCCUGUAUUCCUGACAAGAAUCUCAUAUGUCCUCCGACUUGACCCAACACAUGUGCGCCAGCAUGACUCCUGGAAGAUAAUUUCGCGCAUUCGGAACAUAUAUAACCAUUUGAGCUCGGCACAGAAAAGGGAGCUGAUUUCAAAGUGCGUUCACGACGAUCUUUCCAUCCCGAAGGAUGCCAGAACUAUCGUACUCAACAGCUUUGACCAAUGGAGAGCUUGGGAUCUGGCUCAUGUUGAGAAAAGCUAUGUGAUGCAAAAGGUGUGGAACGGCUUUGGACCAAAACCGGAGGUCGCUCGAACAGACAUGUUCUUCUCUUCUACAGUGAAGCUGCUUCGUUUCGCUAUCGAUCCUGGACCCAAGGAAACCAACUUUGUAGUUGAGGAUCUGUCUACCGCUGUCUCAGUGGCCCCGGAAAAAGCCCCAAAAUCUGAAGAUUCCAUGAGACAGCGAAAUUCGAUCAUAGUCGAGUCCUACUGCUCCUCUAUCAGUCUUCACCUUCGAUGGGAGAUUCUAGAUCUCGUGGAAGGAGUAACGAGAACCAUGUCCACAGUCACUUUGGAAUCUGCUCCGCCACCCCCGACUCCUGACAAUAAAGCAGAGGCUGAAGACGACUUCCAGAUCAUAUUUGGGGCUGACCUCGGUUCCAUAACUCUCGAUGGGAUCAAUGUCAAGCUAGCAUUAACUGGACGCGGGCUAAGAAGCUCUGUUGUGCAAAACAUGCAUCGUCUGGAUGAGCCCAGAGGGCUGAGUGUGUUACUCAGCGCCCAAUCCUGCUCUUCUGAGCUAACAGACUUCUCGAGGACUCUAAUGUUAUGGAGAAUUAGUGACCCGCACUUGUAUUGCUCAUGCGUGUCCGAGAAGAAUGAGAUGGGCUUGACGAACAAAUGGAAGAUGGCAGGGUCCAGCAGAAAGCUUCGCUUUGAUAUGAAAGAAGAUCCAUUGAGCCUGGCUCAUACUGCGGACCGACUGAUAGAAGAUGAAGUUCGCUACAUCCACAGGCUAGCAAGUGAUCUUAAGCUGCCGACUACCGAAGCAGACCAGCCAGUUGUGCCAAAGAUGCCAGUGCACAACAAAUUUCAUGUCGCCAUGUUUUUGGAUGACUAUCGUCUCAGUUUCUGUGUACUGCCAUCUUUGACUUACGUUAUUUCUGGCGAGGUGGCCCGGACUUCUAUCAUUCCAACAGUGGGCUCAAAGGUCGAGGUUGACUUCGAUCUGAAAAAGAAUCUGCACACGUUCUCAUCUAACGAAAGAGAUGAGUGGUAUCCUUUGUCAGUAUUGGAGAUCCCGCCCAUAAACGGCCGGGUAACUGCAAACCUGUCACCUGGUCGCACUGAAAUGGAAGUCGAUGUUACAAUAGAGCUCAUUUGGCUGGAAGCAAGUGCUGUGCGCAGCUUGAUAGGUGCUCUUACGAAACCAGAAUUCUCGCACUUGAUGUCCGAUCUCCAGCAGAACGUGGAAAUCCUCCAACAACACCUUGGAGAUGUACUCGCCCUUGACAAAUCUCCUCCUCAUCAGAAGGAAUCAUCGAGUGGGCAUACGAUUCUCUAUAAAGCGCGAAUGACCAUGGCAGGCACGAAGAUCCAUGCCAGCGCCCCGGCUCUCAAUGGAAAGAAUUAUUCAGCAGAUAUGGUGUUCAACCUCGGAAUGAUGCGGAUGCGCCUGGACAACGGAUUGGAGAAUGGAACGCCAAUGGAAUAUCCGGAAUUCCAUGUGGAUACGUCAAGUGUCAGCUUUGAUUUGCGUAAACAAGAGGCUGCCACUAGCCUCUCAUACUGCAACUUUGGCAUUGAUGCAAAGUUCCAGGGUACCUCAAUGACGCGCGAGGAUGGCCAGACCAGGCGAGUGUAUCAUUUCACCAGCCAGAAGUUUGAAGUUGAGCUGUUUUCCGAAACUGCUGCGCUGAUGGUUGAUAUGGCGGUCCACCUACGGGAGCGUAUCAAGACCUUGGACCUGUCUCAUGAGGUCAAGCGUUUCAAGAGACUGAGGAGGCGAGGGCAUGCGGAAUCAAAGGAUCGACUCCGUGGAACUUCGACCAUGCAGGCUCCGGAUGACUCGUCACAAGAAGACCUCUUUAACGCCAUAUACUCCUUCGACUUUAACAACAUACAGAUUAGUUGGAACAUGAGCUCCGCGCCGCCGCCUCCCUCAGGACGUACUCCAGAUGACUUGGUCUUCUCCAUCAAGCGCGUGGAAUUGUCCAAUAGAAAGCCAAACGCUGCAAAACUACGCAUCGAGGAUGUUCAAUUGCAAAUGGUGCCGUUUUCAAGGAGCAGACGCAAGCGCUCUCUCAACUCGGCUUUGUUACCUGAGUUGGUUUUCAACGUGGCAUAUGCCUCAUCUGGCGACGAAGUCCGACUAGCGUUUCAGGCAGCUGGAAAAUCCCUAGACAUCAGGGCGACCUCCGAUUUCAUGCUUCCAGCAAGCAUGAUACGAGACUCCAUCGCGGCGUCUAGUCAAAUAAUCCGUGAUGCCAACGCUGCGCUCGUGUCGAAGUCACCAGAUGAUACUAAGAAGCAACGUGUGCUGUUUGGAAAUAAACACUUCCGUUCCGUGCUAGUCGACGUUGAUUUUGCUGGGGCUGUCGUUUCGCUUCAAGGACGACACACUGAUGACCACCAGACCAUGCUUACUGCGACUCUGAAGGGCAGUAGGCCCUCAGACGCGAAAUAUGGCCAGUAUGUCCAUGGGGAUACGGUGGCGACCGCAACGCUGCGGGCGCCCGGUGUCGCAGUGAAAGUCCAGUAUGAAGACAAUAGGCAAGAUGAUCCGGCCCUCAACGCGGAGUUGAAGGUCGACGCCUCGACAAAUGUUCUCUAUCCAAGCUUGGUGCCUUUAGUCAAGCAGAUGACGUCGACCGUAAAGGAAGUUCUAGGGGACCAGGAAAAGCCCAGACGGCCAUCUACUACAAUGAUGCUACAAUCUCAAAAACUGAUGCCUCAAUCCUCUCUCGACAAGAAAGAUACGGACUCCAUUCUUGGACGGUGCAAGCUGAAUAUUGGCCUGUUGAUUUGCAAACAAGAAUUCAGUCUUAGCUGUCAACCUAUUGCAAGAGUGGCAGCUACAGCGAAAUUCGACAGCGCAUAUGUGACAGUCAACACGGUUUCGGAUGACCAAGGACGCUUCUUCGCACUCUUGGUGUCUUUCAACUCUUUUCAAGCGUCGGUGAAGCAUGUCUACUCCAACGAGUCCACGGCCAGCUUCGAGGUCAGCUCGGUGGUCAUGUCUCUCAUAAACAGCAAGCAUUUGAGCCAGUCCAAGGGCAUUUCAGCCGCUCUUCGAGUAAGUCCAAUGCAGGUGGUCCUCAAUGCCAAACAAGUCCAGGACCUUUUGCUCUUCCGAGAGAUUUGGGUGCCCUCGAGCGAUGACGUCGAUUCUGGCCCUGCCUUCCAGCCUCAGUCAACAGAAGCGCAGCCGUAUAUGGUGCAGCGAUACCAGCAAGUGGCGUCUGCGCCUGCCUUCCCUUGGAACUCGGCUAUUGCCAUUGAGCGCUUGGAAAUCCAACUUGAUUUAGGGUCUACCCUCGGAAAAGCCGUGUUCAGUAUCCAUGAUCUGUGGCUGUCGUCGAAGAAAUCAUCGGACUGGGAACAAACGCUUUGCAUCGGAUUUAGAACAGCGGGAAUCGAGAGUAAAGGCCGCAUGAGUGGGUUGGUUGAACUUCGGGCGCUUAAAGUGCAGACCUCCAUUAAAUGGCCCGACGACACUUCAAACAACAAAACGCCGCUGAUCCAAGCCUCGAUCUCGUUCGACCAAUUCCAAGUGAAGGUUUCUUUCGACUAUCAACCUUUCCUCAUUGCACAUAUCUCGAUGUUUGACUUCCUGAUGUACAAUGUUCGAAACGCGUCGGGAGCCGAACGACUCUUCAGUAUUUUGGAAGGGGACCAGGUACAGGUGUUCUGUACGAGUUUGACAGGAUCACAGUCCAUCGCGUUGUAUCAGGCCUGGAAACGGUUGGCCCAAGACAAGCAGGCCGCGUAUGAAGCUUCUUUGCGGGAGGUCGAACGAUACCUACGCCGCAGAACCUCUGUGUUCGACAAGACAGAUGUCACCGUGAAAGACAGGGCUUCAAAGGAUGAGGAUGAGACGGAAAAAGCGCCCAUCUCCCUCCAUACGGGAGUGGUUGUGACUAUCAAUUCCGUCAACAUCGGGGUCUUUCCAAGCUCCUUCUUCGACAACCACGUGUUCAAGAUCGAGGCGAAUGAGGCGCAGGCACGAUUCGAUGUCACGCUGGACGAAGGCAAGAUUCAUAGUGCGCUUGGGCUUACGCUAGGCCAGCUCCGGGUAGCCUUAUCCAGCAUUGUGCGGCCGCACCGGAUGGACAUCGAGGAACUUCUGGUUGGAGAGAUUGCCAAUCGUGUGCUGGGAUCUACCGGAGGAACCAUCCUCAAAGUUCCCCGACUGGUGGCGGGCAUGGAGACCUGGCAAACUCCUGGCUCUCGGCAGAUUGACUACCUAUUCCGGAGUACGUUUGAGGGUAAAGUGGACGUGGGAUGGAACUAUUCCCGGAUCAGCUUCAUUCGCGACAUGUGGGAGACACAUUCGCGGGCGAUGGCAUCGCGGUUGGGCAAACCGCUGCCUCCGUCAGCGGUACGCAUCACAGGCGGGCUGAACGAAGGUGGUGGCGAUAAGAGUGAGCCACAGGAGAAGAUCACGGCGGUGGUGAACGUGCCGCAGUCCAAAUACACCUACGUUGCGCUGGAGCCGCCGGUAAUCGAGACGCCUCAAUUGCGUGAUAUGGGAGAGGCCACGCCACCGCUUGAAUGGAUUGGACUACAACGGGACAAGUUGCCGAACGUGACGCAUCAGAUUAUCAUUGUGACUUUGUUGGAGAUUGCCACGGAGGUGGAGGAUGCGUAUGCAAAGAUCCUGGGGUCGUCUUAG
This is a messenger RNA of Aspergillus terreus NIH2624, 9588 nucleotides long. Its product is annotated as putative fermentation associated protein (Csf1). The transcript has 3 exons. Bases 1 to 9588 code for a protein of 3195 amino acids. Lineage: Eukaryota; Fungi; Ascomycota; Eurotiomycetes; Eurotiales; Aspergillaceae. The record is from RefSeq and is a predicted model, not a curated record. Gene Ontology annotation, biological process: fermentation. Gene Ontology annotation, cellular component: membrane.